Molecule: messenger RNA, 1445 nt
Organism: Cucurbita moschata (crookneck pumpkin)
Lineage: Eukaryota; Viridiplantae; Streptophyta; Magnoliopsida; Cucurbitales; Cucurbitaceae
Product: protein IQ-DOMAIN 14-like
Exons: 3
Coding region: 109-1341 (410 amino acids)
Molecular function (GO): protein binding
Source: RefSeq, a predicted model, not a curated record
AAUCUCAUCCCUCACACAACUCCAGUUUCCUCUGUUCUGCACUUCAUCUUCUUCAUCUUAUCUUUUCCUUUCCCCCCUUUCUUCUCUCUUUCUCUGUUCCAGAGGGAAAUGGGGAGGGCGACAAGAUGGUUCAAGAACUUCUUUGGGAUUAAGAGAGACAAAGAAAAUUCCAACCAAACAAAACCCACUUCCAAUUCCGCCGCCGACAACGAUCUCUGCAAUAAUCCCGCCACAGUACCGCCGUAUUUAUCAGCGGCAGAGGCGGCGUGGUUGAAAUCCUUCUACUCUGAAACAGAUAAGGAACAGAGUAAGCAUGCAAUAGCAGUGGCUGCAGCCACUGCCGCAGCAGCCGACGCGGCGGUUGCUGCAGCACAAGCUGCGGUGGCUGUAGUCCGCUUGACUAGCCAUGGUAGAGGUACUAUGUUUGGCGGCGGCCGGGAAAGAUGGGCCUCUGUAAAGAUUCAAACUUGCUUCAGAGGGUAUCUGGCGAGGAAAGCACUGAGAGCACUGAAAGGUCUGGUGAAAUUACAGGCGGUUGUUAGGGGAUAUUUUGUUCGUAAACAAGCAACAGCUACUCUUCUCAGUAUGCAAGCUUUAAUUAGAGCUCAAGCCACCGUUCGGUCUCAGAGAACUCGCAGACUUGAAACCCGAGCCCGCAAGAACACGGAGAGAUUUGACGAUACGAAGAGCGAACACACUGCUUCAGUUCAUAGCCGACGGCUCUCUGCUUCAUUAGACAACAUGAUAUUUACAGCGCUGGAAGAAAGCCCCAAAAUCGUGGAAAUGGACACUAGCCGACCCAAAUCCAUGUCUCGUCGGACGAACACGUCGUUGUCGGAAUUGGGUGACGACCCAUUUAACCAACCAUUGUCGUCUCCACUUCCUUGUCGGACUCCGUCACGUUUGCAGAUCCCAGAUGGUCGGAAUUUGCACGAUUCCGACUGGGGUUUUGUGGCUGAGGAAUGCCGUUUAAUCUCGACGGCGCAGAGUACUCCACGAUUUGUCAGCUGUGGUGGUUCCAAUGGUGGUCCUCCGACGCCGGCGAAGAGUAUGUGCGGCGAUAAUUUCUUCAGAGGGUACUUGAAUUUCCCAAAUUACAUGGCGAAUACUCAAUCGUUUAAAGCGAAAUUGAGGUCUCAAAGUGCUCCAAAACAGAGGCCAGAGCCGGGAUCGAAGAAAAGAGUCUCGUUGAACGACUUAAUGGAAUCAAGAAGCAGCCUUAGUGGGGUUCGAAUGCAGAGAUCAUGCUCCCAAGUUCAAGACGCCAUUAAUUUCAAGAACGCAGUGAUGAGCAAACUCGACCGGCCAUCGGAAUUCAACAACUUGCAGAGAAAAACAUGAACAAUCAUUCCAAAUUAUUCCCAGUACCUUAGAAUUGUAAUCUACAUCAUCAAAUCAACUGCUUGGCAACUGGUUUAGAUUAGAUUCUUCCUGUUCUUCAGAUU